Messenger RNA from Caretta caretta (loggerhead turtle), 7217 nucleotides. RefSeq names its product centrosomal protein 97 (gene CEP97). NCBI's taxonomy places the organism in Eukaryota, Metazoa, Chordata, Testudines, Cheloniidae. Gene Ontology annotation, biological process: negative regulation of cilium assembly. Gene Ontology annotation, cellular component: centrosome. Gene Ontology annotation, molecular function: protein binding. The record is from RefSeq and is a predicted model, not a curated record.
CGGGAGGCAGCGGCCCGGCUUCAGUCCGAGAGGGAGUUUCUCUCCCCCCCGCCCCCCUCCCAACUCCUUUAAAAAUGGCCGUUGGCGGCGACGCGGGGCUUCUCGUCCAGGGGGUUCGCAGCUAAAAUACCCAGAAAUUAUUUUUUUUCCUCGCGGCUUAAAGCAGCCAAUCAGCGCGCGCGGCGCCCGGUUGCCUGGUGUCGUUAGCAAGCGGGAAGUAUGGCGGCGGCAAGGAGCGAGGCGGCUACGUCGGCUCUGGGAGCCAGGGAAGGUUCGGUAGUUAAUUGGUCAGGUCAGGGGUUGCAAAAGUUGGAUCCAACAUUACCCUGUGAUGCUGACGUUCAUACUCUAAUUCUGGAUAAAAACCAAAUAAUUAAACUGGAACACCUGGAGAAAUGCAGGAACUUAAUGCAGCUAUCUGUAGCCAACAAUCGACUUGUAAGGAUGAUGGGUGUGGCAAAACUGACGCAGCUCCGGGUAUUAAACUUGCCUCACAACAGUAUUGGUUAUGUGGAAGGGCUGAAGGAUCUGGUGCACUUGGAGUGGCUAAACCUGGCAGGAAAUAACCUUAAGACCAUAGAUCAGAUCAAUAGCUGCACAUCUCUUCAACAUCUUGAUUUGUCAGACAACAAUAUACCUCAAAUAGGAGAUCUCUCCAAGCUUUUGUCUCUAAAGACUCUGCUGCUGCAUGGAAAUAUUAUAACCUCACUUCGUAUGGCACCUGUUUGCCUGCCUCAAAGUCUGAUUAUUCUCUCUUUAGCAGAAAAUGAAAUCAGAGACUUGAACGAGAUUUCUUUCUUGGCUUCCUUUCCUGAGUUGGAGCAAUUGUCAAUUAUGAACAACCCUUGUGUGAUGGCCACACCUUCUAUUCCUGGAUUUGACUAUCGGCCAUAUAUUGUCAGCUGGUGUCUGAAUCUUAAAGUUCUGGAUGGAUAUGUGAUUUCUCAGAAAGAGAGUUUGAAAGCAGAAUGGCUUUACAGUCAAGGUAAAGGACGAUCAUAUCGACCUGGCCAGCAUGUUCAGUUAGUCCAGUAUCUGGCCACUGUUUGUCCUCUUACCGCUACAUUUGGUCUCCAGACUGAAGAGGAUGCCAAACUGGAAAAAAUACUGAAUAAGCAGAGGCUCCACCAGAAGCAGUUGAUGUACCAAAGCCAAAAUGAAGGGCUGCCUACAUCCUCUAUUCCCAACAAAGCAGUGCCUGCUACGUAUGAACACAACAGUCCAACCCAAAGGCCCCAGAUAAUUCCUGAAAGUGAACCUGUUAUCCAAAGGAAUUCUUGGGUUGGGCCAGGCUCCAGUGAUGACCAUUCCUAUGCAGUUAAGAAUGUCUUUCCGGCUUCAGUGCAAGCUGAAAGAAGCUGUCACAAUGAGCUGUACCUGGAGGACAUACAGACUGAUGAGGACAAACUGAACUGCAGCCUUCUGUCCUCAGAGUCUACUUUUAUGCCAGUAGCUUCAGGACUGUCUCCAGUAUCUCCCACUACAGAAUUAAGGCUACAUGGAAUCAAUUUGAACCUAGAAGAAGAUGAUAAUACAGUGAUUGUAUUUGUGAAGGAGGUCAAUAAAGAUGAGGAUGAUAAGCAGGAAAAGACUUCUUGGGUUACAAAUGAGUGUUCCAUCAAAACAGCAGAAAUUGUGGAAACUCAAGAGGAAGAUAAUGAGGAUGGAAUAUUGCCUUCCCCUAGUCCAGCAACAGUCACUGCUAACCCAAUUGCGAGUAUUAAUGACUGUUUCGCAUCAUCUGUUGACCAAGUUCUGUGCAGCCACCUCAAGCCACCAUUAACUGAUGAACCAUUAAUUAAAAAUCUUUAUACUGAGCAAACUAUAGAGAGAAAUUCUACUGAUGCAUCAGCUGCUGUUGACCAAGAUGCUGAACUUCAAAGAAUGAACAAAGCGGCCACCAAGCUUCAAGCCUGUUGGAGGGGAUUCCACACAAGAAACUACCAUCCCAGAGCCAAGGAAGUGCGUUACGAAAUUCGGCUAAGCAGAAUGCAAGAGCAUAUUGUUUUCUUAACUGAUGAAGUAAGAAAAUUAAGAAAAGAAAGAGAAGAAGAGAGGAUUCAAAAACUUGUACAAGAGGAGGCUGUCAGAUACCUUUGGAACCAGGUUAGAUCCCUUCAGCAGUGGCAACUUUCAGUGAACCAAAACCUUAGCACUUGGCAGCUUGGUGCUUCUGCAUCAAGUACUUUGUGUCCAUCCAAACUAUCUGUCCAGUCAUCUGGGCUCAAUCAAGAAAACUCUCCUGUUGGUAGUUCUACCUGGUUGGUUUCAGCUACUGAAGCUCUUCAUGAGAAAACUUUACCUGAGUUCCCAGAUUCUGGCUUUCACUCCUCUAUAACUGACCAAACUCAUGUUAAUGACUCUCAUGGCUCUGAAAAGAGUUCCACAGAAGGAAAUGAGAGCUCUCUGAUUGGGAAUUCUAUAGAAACAGGCAAACUGUGUGGAGAUCCUGUCUCAGAAUGUAUUUCAGAUACAGAGGGUGUCCAGGCAGACCAUGAGGAAUGGAGUCAAGAGAGCUCAAAUAGUGAGCAGGACAGUAGUCUUCUCCAACAAUACUUGAAGUCAGUUCAGCAGCUCGAAGAGGCUGAUGACAGGACAAAUUGGAGUGAUGGGACAGAAAGGAGUAGGCCACAGACAGCUGCAUCAGCAGAAAAACAGGAUUCUUUGUCAGACUCUGUUUCUGUAAAUGUCUCUCAAGAUGUACCUUCACCUGCACAAAAUGAAAUUAAUCCGACACCAGAAAGUUACAAAUUGAAUUCAGGAGUAGUGGAAGGGAAGCAAACAGAAUGUGAUGCUUCAUUUCAGGAGCUGCAUGUUGGCAUAGCUGUGUAGUGGGCUUAGCUCCAUGGAAAAUUAGGGAAUACAGUUAACUUUUUUUUGCCAUUUAUACAGAAUUUGUAUUCUUUUCAUAUAUUCUAUUCUGGAUUCCCAAACCCAUUUUACCGGAAAGGCUUAACUUUUAAUAGCAUCUUGAAUGUUGAUGCUAACUAUGCUAAAAUGCAUAUUUAUUGAAUGUUGAUGUUAACUAUGCUAAACUGAAAUGAGCAAAGUUCUCUGUGGUGGACGUAAUGCACUUUAUUUCUGAAUGACUCUUGUAGCUUAAUAACUGCUUUUCAUAAAUUAUAAUUCAAAGGAUUAUGAUUUUCCUAUUGGCUCAAUUCAGCUAAAGUAGAUAAGCUUUAGUAAGUUUUUAUUUUUCCUAAAAGUCCGAGCUUAAGUUCAUGUUCUGUGCAAAUAAGGAAACAGCAUGGGAAAAGACAGGAAUAGAGGAAGAAUGAAGACUAUCUCUGCAUGUAUUGGUAUAAACUGACAGGAAACAGGACAACAGAGAUCACUUAAUAGAGCUUCUGUGGACCCGAACUUAGGUAUCUGUCAAGAUUUUCAAAAAUAAGUGCUCUAAAACUUGAAUCCCAAGUCACUGACAGGACAAGUUGCAAGUGAUGGGGCAGUAGGCCACAGACAGCUGCAUCCACAGAAAAACAAGAUUCUUUUAGGUCUUUUUUUUUUUUUUUUUAAGACAAUUGAAGCUCCUGGGUGCUCUGAACCUUUGAAAAUAGGCCAUUUAUUUAGAAGCCUAAAUAUGGACUUAGGAGAGUCAAACUUUAGGGAUGCAUCUUUAAAACAAGUCUUGACCCUUGUCUCCCGUUCGGCCCAAUCGUACUGUCCUUUCUCAGGUAAGACUCAUGGUAGGGUCAAUGGCAGUAUUUCGUGAGUUAGGGCUCCAAAAGGACCUAGUAACAUAAGCAUAUGCAGUGUCCCUCUCUGCCAAGUGAACCGCAGCCAUGUGUGGUAGGAACAAGAUGAAAACAUAGUUUUGGAGGGAGCCAUACUGGUGUGAUUAAAAUAGAGGCCUGAUUACCUAAUUAGAAGUAUUGAACCUCCACGGAGAUGGCCCUGUUAUCUGCUGGUAUCUCAGGUGUAAAUAUUAGAAGGAAAUUCCAUGAGUUGAAACUGUUUCCUGCCCCUUAGUUGUUUUUUUCCCAUGUAAAGGAGCAUUAAACAUUUGACACUAAUUGGUUUUAAUUAAUUGUAAACGUGUGUGUCUCAAUGUGCUGAUUUAGUUUUGCUUCACCUUCCUUUUAAACUCUGGGGAAGCGGUGACAGCAGAUAAAGUAUAAAUGGCAGUUAGGCAUAAUGCAAACCCCACUUUAUCCUGUUAUACCUUGUUCAGGGAAAUAAAAUAAUCUUCAGUAUGGCACAAAAGUAGCAAUAGAAAAUUAUUGUGCCAUGUAAUUUGGAAAGGUCAACAGUAAAAUAAAAAAAAUCAGCAAACGCACUGUGAGGCUGAACCUCCAGAUAAUAAUGCUCUUUGAAUUAUGUGUGUGAAUUUCUCUGAGGUCAGUGCAACUAAUCGCAUGAACAAAGAUAAUUUUCACAAGGUCAGCUAUUGCUCCUUCAAAUAUAAAGUGAUUUUUCCAAACAUGUCACCCUAUUAAAUUCUGGAGAUUAUUAUUUUUUAAAAGUCUUGAUUCCCAGUCCCUAUUAGGUCCUAAGGAUGGAAUUCAUCCCUGUGCAGACAGUUGGCAGAAAGCCACUGAACCACUUAAGUCCCCAAAAUAGAGCUGAAGUGGAACUCAAGUAGUGUAUGGGCCUUUUACCAGCCCAGUGCACAGGCGUGAACUUCACCUUGAAAGAAUAAAGCUUAUCUUUAUAUAUAGUACAACCUUCUUUUUUUCUAGAAGUCAUGGGGAUGUUAUAUACAUAUUGGGUAAUCUGGGAAUUCUUGUUGUAAUUAAGAAGCUAGGGCACUUGACUGUUUUGAAUAACGAGAAUAUUUAGAUAAUUGAGGUUGAAAUAUAUUAAAUAUACAUCUUGCCACCUAAUGCUAGUUAAAACAUAUCUGUAGUGUAACUGAGUUGGCAUUUAGAUGAUCUAAGGAGAUGUGAGUUCUCUACUUCCAUUGAAAUCAAUGGCUGUUGGGGAUCUCCACCUCUUUUAGGAUGGGACCCUUAGGGGGGCUGGUGAUUUUGUAUCAAUCUGGUGUGGAACUCUCAGGUAUCUCUUUAAAGGGACUUGGAGCAUUCCAUUAAGUGUGAGAGGAUUUCUCUGCUGUACACAAAACAGUUGCCAAAUGUUGAAAGGAAUCAUUAAGUUCUCACUCUAGUGACAGAAUGAGAGUGUAAUAGAUCUCAUGUUGAAAAUUUAAUUUCUUUGGAUAAGAACAGUAUCAAUUACUGAAGACUUUAAUUUUGCUAUUUUAUAUAAAAGUGCCUCAUUUGCUGCCAGGAACUAAGCUGAGAAGAGUCAACAUAUGUUGUGUAAGUGCCAAAAGGUAAUACCUUCAUAAAACUAAUUUUCCAUGGAAGCCAUAGAAGUUCAUAGUAUUCCCUGUAGUCGUAGGACUUGCAAACACAAAUGCACAAAGACUUUUAUUUUACCUGAUAUCUAUAUCAACUGUUACUUGUAACCUGUACAUCCAACUCUCUAUAUAAUAUCCAAAAAUCUUUCAUUUUGUGAAGAUUUAGCAAAAUAUAUACCAACUUAUAAUAUUCAGCUGUAUCUUGUUACUUUUUCAAAAGCUUUGAAGCACAAAAUAUCUCUUCUGUUGUUGUGCGGUAUAUCUUGCAUGUGUAGAAAAUAAAUUGCCUAAAUUUAGCAUAUUUAAAUGUCAGAGAAAGAUUUGGAUUAAUAACUUUUGCAGGAUUAGAAGUAAUUAGUUGUACAUAAGCAAAAGUAUUGUGUUGAGCAGCAUGAAAUAAAAGGCUAAAUAAUACCUUAAAUAUGGAAAGGAAAAGAGAUAAUGAAAGAUAAAGCUGAAAAAUAGCAAACAGCAUGAUGAAAUAGUGAAAUCAAUGGGAGUUCUGAGUAUAUAAUGAAUUUAGAAUCUGUUGCUGUAGAUACUUGAGUGGUGACUAAUCUGUCCUCUACAUCUCCCCACCCUUUAUGCUGUUUGGUAAACAAAAUGAAUGAGCGCUCUAAGGGAGAGCUUUCCAAAAGCAUGAAGCAGUGGUCUAACACCGCUCUCAUUCACUUCAAAGGAAGCAGAGUUAGGCUUACACUGAGUGCUCUUGCAAAUCCCACCCUAGAUUUAUCGUUGUUACAGAAAUGCUUUUCUCACAGUGCAGGGAAAACAUUAAGAUUACAAGUUUGGUUUGAUCAUUCUAAAACAUAAGUAUCGCUGGACAAAUAGCUGUGGAAGCCCUUGAUAAGUUAAAUGGUGCAAGUGUAAUAACUUUUUUAUAUUUAUUUCUAGGAGACCCCAUAACAUGCAUGCUACAUCUAAUAAGAAAAUGUACUUAUCAGCCAAUCUGUGUGUAUGUAUGCAAAUAAGCUCAUUUUUCUGAAUAAUAUAGAAUGCCAUUGAGCUUGCAAGUUGUUCAUGAUUAUAUUAUUUUAGGUAUAUUGACUUUUGUGACCUUUUUGUACACUAUCUAUAGAACUCCAAGCCUUAUUGCCACUUGUGGCAGAUUGUUUGGGGAACUGGCCAAACUCAAGAAAUGGAAGAUGUGUUCCUCUGAGUCUACUUUAGUUCAUUUUGAGUUGAAAAUAUGUCUAAUUUGAAAUGGAGAUGACUUGAAUGAAAAUGCAGUAUAAAGCCGGUCAGUUCCUCUGCUUUAACUAGUGGAAAGGAGACACUUCUAUUUAUUUUUUCCUUGAGGAUUGUGCCACUCAAUUAAGUAAACUUAUAGUGAAGCAUUUUCAAAAAUAUUUUAAUAGACCAUUUUCCUACUGUAACUUUCUCAGAAGUUUUUCACACAACAUUUUUUGGUCCCAUGGUUUGUCUUGGUGGCCAAGACUUAUGCUAUCUUAAGUGUUCACAUCACUUCAGCAAAAAGUAAAGGACUUUAGACACUUAACUCUUAUAAACUAUUUAAUAGUAUUACAAUAAGAGGUGCUUUAACCGUGAAUAAGUGCCAUACUAAAUCUUAACUUACAGAACUAAUAGAUGUAAAUAGUGAUAUAGGAGACUACUCUAUGGCUUCAUUACAUAUAAAUUCAGUGGGCCAAAUUCACCCUUAGUGUAAUUUCUCUGAAAUUAAUUUUAAGUUUGAAUUUUUCACAGUAGUAUUCUACCUCUAACCUAGUCUUAAAAAACAACAAUUAGGCCUUGAUUUGUCUUUAUACUUCUCACUAUUUUCUGUGAAGAAUGUUGAGUGGUUAAACUGGUACAAUUUGUAUAUUUUCUAUGAUUGUUUACAUGUAUGAAUUUAUUGGUUCUGAUAUUUAGUUUGUACCUCUGAGUUUUGAUUUUUAAAUAAAUUUGUACACUGAUUGGA